Setaria italica (foxtail millet) is the source of this 2925-nucleotide messenger RNA. Its product is annotated as receptor kinase-like protein Xa21. Gene Ontology annotation, molecular function: ATP binding; protein binding; protein kinase activity. Lineage: Eukaryota; Viridiplantae; Streptophyta; Magnoliopsida; Poales; Poaceae. The coding region runs from base 1 to 2925 and encodes 974 amino acids. The transcript is spliced from 3 exons. Gene Ontology annotation, biological process: protein phosphorylation. The record is from RefSeq and is a predicted model, not a curated record.
AUGGCCUUACCAUUGUUUGUGACCAUCCUUCUCAUUGUAUGCUGUUCAGCGGAGGCCAUGCCAGUGCUGUUGUCCCUGACUGAUAGCCAAAAAGCUUCCACAAGCAGCGCAACCGACCGCGCCGCGCUUCUGUCUUUCAGGUCACACAUCAAGAGUGAUCCAUCAAGAGCGCUGGCGUCCUGGGGCAACCAGUCCAUUGCUACAUGCCUAUGGCGAGGCGUGACAUGUGGCCUAAGCGGCCGGGUCACAGCACUGGACCUCCCUGGGCUCGGCCUUCUUGGCGUGAUCACACCUGAACUCGGCAACCUCACCUACUUGACACAGCUCCAUCUGCCACAAAAUCGGCUGUCUGGUGCCCUGCCACCGGAGCUCGGUAACCUUCUUGACCUUCAGCAUCUAGACAUCAGUGAGAACUCUAUUGGAGGGCAGAUUCCUCCAUCACUCUCAAACUGCAGGCUCCUUGAGACAAUGAAUUUCUCCAGCAACAGGUUGCAACUGGAGAUACCACACCAGUUGGGAUCACUGAAAAAUCUCAAGGUACUGCAUGUCGGCAAUAACAAUCUCACAGGAAGCAUCCCUUCGGAGAUUGGCGACCUCGUGAAUCUUAACCUUCUUGAUGUCUCAUACAACAACCUCACAGGAAAAAUCCCAUCAGAGAUCGGUGAACUCAAAGGUAUCGGCAAGAUAAAUCUAAAAUCGAAUCAGUUGAUGGGUCCAAUUCCUAGCACACUUGGCAACCUCUCAGCAUUGACUUACAUAAGCAUCCGUUCAAACAAACUAACAGGUAGCAUCCCGCCAUUGCAAGGCCUUUCAUCUAUUAGUUUCCUUCAACUGGCAGACAACAACCUCACAGGAAGAAUCCCUUCUUGGUUGGGAAACCUCUCCUCGCUAACUGUUAUAGAUUUUCGGAAAAAUGGUUUGGUUGGGAACAUCCCGGAAUCACUAGGAGACCUCAAGUUGCUCAAAGCACUUUCUCUCUCAUUCAACAAACUUGUAGGAUCCAUUAACAAUAUAACUGGAAAGAUACCAGAAAGCAUUGGGAACUUGAUCGGCUUGAACGUGCUUGGCAUGGACAUCAAUCUAUUCGAAGGCAAUAUUCCAUCAUCAAUUGGCAAUCUCAAGAAGUUGAAUGCACUAUCCAUAUCAAAUAACAAUCUGUCAGGGUCUAUCCCAGUAACUUUUGGCAAUUUAUCAGCACUUUCUAGACUGGGUCUGGAUGGCAAUUCCCUCAGUGGAGGCAUACCUUCAAGUCUAAGCAGAUGUCCUUUACAAGACCUGAACCUUUCACACAACAGACUCACUGGUCCAAUACCCAAAGAACUAUUUCUCGUCUCUACCUUAUCUAAUUCCCUUAUCUUGGACCACAAUUUGCUAACUGGACCUUUACCUUCUGAAGUAGGCAACCUCAGAAAUGUUGCGGGACUUGAUUUCUCCAGUAACAAUAUAUCCGGAGAGAUCCCUCCCUCCAUUGGUAACUGCCAGAGCUUACAACAUCUGUCUAUAUCUGGGAACUUCCUUCAGGGUGUAAUUCCAUCAUCACUAGGGCAACUAAAUGGUCUCUUAGAGCUUGAUCUUUCCCAUAACAAUUUAUCUGGAAGAAUCCCAAAUUUCCUUGGGAAUAUGAGAGGCCUUACCAAUUUGAAUCUCUCAUUCAAUAACUUUGAGGGUGAGGUGCCAAAGGAUGGAAUAUUUCUUAACGUAACAGCUAUCUCAAUUUUGGGCAACAAUGGCCUGUGUGGGGGUAUUUCUCAAUUAAAUUUGCCACUCUGCUCCAGCCAUCCUUCCAAUACACAUUCUCAAAAGAAAACCAUGGUGAUCUCCAUUGUUGCUGGAGUACUAUUUCUCACUUCAGUGGUUGUGUUGUUUGCAAUAAUACAUUGGAGAAGUAAGACAAGAAGAGAAGAAAAACAUGAAUCACUACUCACUGAGCAACAUAUGAGAGUCUCUUAUGCUGAAUUAGUAAAUGCAACAAAUGACUUCUCAUCUGAGAACCUUGUCGGAGUAGGGAGCUUUGGGUCAGUGUAUAAGGGAAGAAUGACAAACCAUGAUCAACAGUUAGUUAUUGCUGUGAAGGUGUUCAACCUCCAAACGCGAGGGGCACUUAAAAGUUUUGAUGCAGAAUGUGAGACUUUGAGGUAUGUUAGGCAUCGGAACCUUUUGAAAGUCUUGACAGUCUGUUCAAGCACUGAUUUUCGAGGUGACGAUUUCAAGGCUCUGAUAUAUGAGUUUCUGCCAAAUGGAAAUCUGAAUGAAUGGCUACACCUGCAUCCAGAGAUGGAAGGCGAAAAGAAGGUGCUAGACCUUGUUCAAAGAAUAAGCAUUGCCAUCGAUGUGGCCUCUGCAAUUGAUUAUCUUCACCACCACAAUCCCUUUCCUAUUAUUCAUUGUGAUCUCAAACCAACCAAUGUCCUCCUCGACAAUAACAUGGUUGCUCAAGUAGGUGAUUUUGGGCUUGCAAGGUUUCUGCAUGAGGACUCCAGUGACAUCUUAGAGCAGUCAACAGGUUGGGCUGCUAUGAGAGGGACUAUUGGCUAUGCUGCUCCAGAAUAUGGACAGGGAAAUAAUGCCUCAAUUCAAGGUGAUGUAUAUAGUUUCGGCAUAUUGUUGCUGGAAAUGUUCACCGGAAAAAGGCCAACAGACAGCGAAGUUACAGAAGGUUGUAAUCUGCAUAAGUAUGUGGAGAUGGCAUUACAAGAUCAAGCAAUCAACGUCAUCGAUCAACACUUACUAUCAGUAACAGAGGAUGAUGAAGGAAGGACACGAGGCAACCAGCAGACCAUCAGAGAAAAGAGAAUUGCUUGCAUCGUUUCAGCUCUUGAGAUUGGGAUCUCAUGUUCAAAAGAUUUGCCAGCAGAUAGGAUGCAGAUUAGAGAUGCUUUGAAAGAAUUGUUGGUAGAUAGGGAGAAGCUCAUUCGUGGCAGCUAA